Messenger RNA from Microdochium trichocladiopsis, 2241 nucleotides. RefSeq lists its product as uncharacterized. Lineage: Eukaryota; Fungi; Ascomycota; Sordariomycetes; Xylariales; Microdochiaceae. The transcript is spliced from 5 exons. The coding region runs from base 62 to 1789 and encodes 575 amino acids. Gene Ontology annotation, molecular function: DNA-binding transcription factor activity, RNA polymerase II-specific; zinc ion binding. Gene Ontology annotation, cellular component: nucleus. The record is from RefSeq and is a predicted model, not a curated record.
AUGCCAGCUGCGUCUGCAGGCACUUAAAUGGCCUUGUCCUGCGCCGUGUAACCACCUCGGCAUGCAGCGAUCAUCUGGCAGCCACUCCCAACGUCUGAGCGGGUUCCUUCACUCAGCUACCAGCAUGGCGCAAAGAGAACCAAAGCGUCCUGACGGGCGAAUCGUCAUCAUUGGCGCGCGUGAGGUCGGCAAGACUCAUCUCCUAUUGUGGUUCCAGCGCGCAUUUUCAAAGCCAAACUUGAACACCGAUGAGCACACAUGGAUCGAGAGGCAGAUAGCGAAGUGCCUCGACCACAACAGCACUAUUCAUCGGAACAUGCAGACACAUGCGGAAGUUUGGGCUGAUGUACCGCAUAACAUCGAGAUUUUUGAGGUCCCCAAUCUGACUUCGGAUAUCAGCAAAGAUCUAGCAAGACAGUGUACUCCCAGAACAGUGGUCUUGCUGUUAUACGAUCCUAGGCAGCCAUCCACGCUCACUCAAGUUUUGGACUGGUGGGAUGAACUCAAGAAGGCCUUGCCUGAUGAGGCCUCGUUCACGGAGCCCAUUCUUGUUGCUACCCACUCUGACCAGCAGGAUCAGUGGAGCGAUGAACACAAGGACCAGCUAGCCAAAUACCCGGAUAUCACCUACUUCGAUGUUUCUCUCAACACCGGCGAAGGUGUUCGAGAGCUCAUCGAUGGGGCAUUGCUGGCAAUAGCAUGCCCAGACAUUGCGAUGCAGCCUGGCAAUGACACACGCAACGAGAACGAGAGCCCGAACACCACGACCGAUGAGGGACCGGAGACGCAGACGUCACAUGCUAAGCACGAUGAGGAGCCGCAGGCCGAGAUUCCACCUACUGAGUCGCUCAAAGAGGAUGCGCAGACGGAGGAUGAGAUGUUCGAGGAUCCGUGCAGCGAGAAGGCAAAACCAUGUGACGCCUGUCGUAAAGCAAAGACUCGAUGCAUCAAGAGCCCCGAGGGCUCAGGCACCACGCCCUGUAUCCACUGCAGUCUUAGGGGCACUGCUUGUACAUAUCGCGAUGGCCCUCUGGCACGUUCCUCGACUGCCGCGCGGGAAAACAGCCCGCAUCUUGCAGAGAUUCCCACAAAUGCGUCCCAGAGCUCUCGAAGUGUCAAUGGCGACAGCUCCGCGCCAACACCAAGCCGGCCGAGGCAAGAGAGGUUGGGCGAGGCCUCGCAACCCUCAUUCCCACGAAAUGCCAGUGUUGCAGGCACAGUCGACGGCACGGUUCGUGCGCCGGCGGCUCUGACGGCUUCUGGCCCGCCCCAGCUAGGAUACAUCGCCAACCGCUUCUCUGAACUGUACGGGCUUGGCAGUGACAUGGAGCCUAUACUUAUGCGACACCGACCAUAUGACCCGAACUCGCAUGAGUACCAUCUAGGCACACAUGGCAUCAGACGAGUGCUCCACCGGUAUCAAGCGCAGGAUUACCCCCUCACCUUCCACAUGGUGGCGGAUACCAGAGCCAUCGAUCACGAAGAACUGGAAUCGGAGGUCGAGGCCAUCGAGGCACUCGUCCAGCCGUGGGGACCAAAACUACUGGAGCUGUUCUGGCGACACGUUCAGCCCUCGUAUCCAAUCAUCUCCAAAGAUGGUCUCAUGCAAGCCUACGAGCACAGAGAUGCACCAUGCCCUUUAAUUGGUGCCAUUUACCUAGUGGCGAACGGGUCGCCACAUCUCUCGAGUGACCCGCAUACCAGGCCCGAUCUCGUGCCCUCAUGGUGGACUGGACAGCUGCGCGGCAGGGGGCCCCGUUUGAAGGCUCAGCUUGCUAGAAUGCCAUGACUGCAUCAACCUGAUAUCACGCAAACUCUCUUCGAUGAGACGGGGCCGGCGCAAUCAGAAGCUGAAGAUAGUAUUUGUGGUGCUUGAUAUUAAACCUGCUAUGGAAAGAAAGUACGACAAAAGAAAACUACUGAUUGUCCAGAGCAGAGGUGUUGUAGUAGGUGCUUCCAAGGAGCCUUCUAGGGCAUUACCAGCCUUGAGCGUGGUAGCCGCCCUGAGUGUCGCGGUUGAAAUACUGGUUCCAGCUCGUCGAGGGCUCAUCGGCCGCCUUGUUCAUAUGUACCUUUUCGGGGUACUGCUUCAGGUUAGCAACGUUGAGCGAAGUGUGUCGCCUCUUGAGCACAGCAUUCGCGGUCUUGGUCUUGUGCUCCCUCUCCCAGAGCAGCUGGCGGCGAAGAGACUCGGUGAGCUCAUUCGCUAGCAUGUUAAGGCGUGUGGUGCGAGGUGAGAGC